AUGUCUCGCUGGAGGCAUGUUGCGAUUCUGUGUCUCUGCCAGCUAUGCUUGCAAGCAGCGGUGGAGCUGGUGGUGGAUAGAACGCACACAUCCAGUACUUUUGAUGGAGUUGGAGGCUUGAGCGGAGGUGGUGCAACUAGUGUAUUGCUUCCCGACUAUGCGGAGCCCUCGCGCUCUCAGAUCUUAGAUUACCUCUUCACUCCCAACUUUGGAGCCUCGUUGCAGCUGUUGAAGGUGGAAAUCGGCGGCGACUCGCAGUCCACUGAUGGCACCGAGUCGUCCCACAUGCAUGACAGCGAGACCGUCGACCUCCACACUGGUUACGAGUGGUGGCUCAUGCAGGAAGCGAAGAAACGCAAUCCCGACAUCAAGUUGUACGGGCUUGCUUGGGCAUUUCCAGGAUGGGUCGGUGAGGGGUCUGGAGACCCAUUUAAGUUUCCAGAGCGCACGGCCCACUAUCUGACAGAGUGGGUUUCUGGCGCGAAGUCGGAGUACGGGCUAGAUAUCGACUAUCUGGGAAUCUGGAACGAAAGGGCAUCCGACAGCAGCUUCGUGCAAGUUCUGAGAAAGACCUUGAAUCAAGCGGGAUAUGCUGGAACCAAACUGGUAGUGAAGGAUGGCGACAUGGGCAUCUGCAAUGACCUUUUGAAAGACAAAGCUUAUGCUGAUGCCGUGGACAUAGUGGGUCUGCACUAUCCCAGCGACUUUGCGGAUUUUUCUGCCUGCAACCAAUUGGGCAAGCCGAUCUGGGCUUCGGAGGAAUCCUCGUCUUACGAUGACAUGAACGGUGCAGCCUGCUGGGGGCGCGUGAUAAACUCCCAUUGGGUCAUCAACAGGAUGACAUCUUCCAUCAUGUGGAACCUUGUAGGUGCUUACUACCACGGUACCAACUGGUACGCCAGCUCCAUGAUGACCUCGGUACAGCCGUGGAGUGGUCACUAUGAGGUUAACCCGGUCAUUUGGGCGACGGCGCACGUCACCCAGUUCACAAAGAUUGGAUGGAAGUAUCUUGCAAACGGUUCUGGCUCGGGUGAGCUGCCUCACGGAGGGUAUUAUGCCACUUGGGUAGAUCCCUCGUCUCAGAACUUCACCAUGAACUUCGUGAAAAUCUCACGUGAUCAUGCAUCCUGUACGCGGCCCCCGCUGCCAAGCUUCGAGGUAGAGGAGGAGACGCUGACAGUCUUGCUGGCUCCUUCUUUGCACGCGCCGCCAGAGCUUCAAGUUUGGUAUUCCAACUUUGAGUCUUACGACGACGCCGAGCCGCCAGUGUUCCAGCACUCGACAGUGCAAGUCCGGGACUCCAGGUUCUCGAUCAAGGUACCAAUUGGUGGAAUGCUUACGGUGACCACUAUAAAGACUGGUCGAAAGGGAACCUUCCUUUCCCGGAUUCCACCCUCGUCACCUUCGUUCCCCUUGGACUACAUGGACGACUUCCAGACUACUGAGGACUCACGCAAUGCCAGAUGGUUUGCCGAUCAGAUCGGUUCUUUCGAGAUCCAUCGAGCAGAAGAUGGCAAGCGAAGCCUUCGGCAGAUGGUUCCUCUCCUUCCAAUCGGCUGGACCGACAAGGGUUCCAGGGGUCCUAUGACCCUCAUUGGUAUGCGGGAGUGGCAGGACAUUAAGGUUCAGGUGUCGUUCAGACUGCCGGUGGCAACCCAUGGAGCAGCUGCAGAUGCUGCGUGCGUUGGCGCGCGAGUGGAUCAGAUGUGGAAGAACGGUGUGGUCUUAUGUAUCAAUCGUGAUGGGCACUGGGAGCUCUUGAACUCUGGUCCUGCACUUCAGGGCUCAUCCGCACCCGCCCCGGUGCCGAUUGCGUCUGGCUCGACAAGGGCCAUCGGCAGCACGUGGCACGUGCUGUCUCUGGAAGUUGGCCCAUCCAACGAGGCCCAAGGUGCUCUUGAUGGCCGCCAAUUGCUGUCGAACGUCCCUGUGCGGGACAUGGAUACAGGCUUCGCGGCCAUCGGUGCCAAUGGAUGGUUCCCCAUAGAGUUCCGCAACUUCUCCGUGUCCAAGGCUCCGGCCGGUUGGUCUCCCCCGGCAAGCUGCCUCAUGCCAAGAUCGCCCCGCCCAGCCCUGUCGGCACAGCCUUGCAGCCGCAAUGGCUACAUGGAUCCUGAGCAGGCUUUCGACUUGCUGCCCUCGUACCAGUUGCUGCACAUCGCUACAGGACUCUGCGCCAGUGCCAGCGAACCAGGCCCUGUGGUCCUCGAGAAGUGUGAUGCCACACAGGCAGCACAGCUUUUCGUGAAUGAUUACACCCUGGUUCGCAACACGCUUGUUGACUUCGACUCCAAAGCUGUGAACAAGCCCCUGGCUGGAGACAAGUCUGGUGCAGUUUUCGUGGGAAAGACUGGAGACUGGGCGAAGUGGACGUAUUUCCCGAACACAAAGCAGCUGCGCAAUCAGUACGUCGCACAAGUCGAUCUGGGGUAUCCCAUGUGCUUGUCUAGCUGCCCGAAGAAGGCAUUGGUCUUGGAGGAAAACCUUGUUUAUACUUGA
Molecule: messenger RNA, 2499 nt
Organism: Symbiodinium natans
Lineage: Eukaryota; Dinophyceae; Suessiales; Symbiodiniaceae
Source: the annotation of a GenBank genome assembly